AUGGUGUCACAGAGUAGAUCUCAGGGGAAUGGGAGUGAUCUGCCGGACAGUCCAUUCAGUGAUCUGGCUGCCGAUUUCGACACUUCAUCUAUAGUUCAAUCACCAACAGAAGAACAAUUCAACAGAAACAAUUUCACUCGUCACAACAAUAUUGAUGAUACAUUGUCGGACUAUCAUUCUGCACCAGCGACACCUCAAUUAAAUACCGAUCGUUUUGAAGGAGGACGGACGUCGUCUUUACGGUUCCAGCUACCUACAGAUCUGUCACAUUUUCCCACGCCGCCUCCUUCGUCAUCGUCAUCCUCCACAUCACAACGUCUUCAUAGUAAUCCAAACAAGUCCCCAUUUCUUGAUGAAAAUGAUACAAUACUCGAAGACGAGGUUUAUGAGAAGCCAAAGUUGCCAGAUGCACUGGAAAACACAAACGAGUUGAGUGAUGGUAGUCUGGAGAAUAUAGCCAAAAGAGAGGAUACGUCAGAUGGAGAGAAUGUAACUAAAAGACAUAGAUGGGGUACUACUAGAAACAAACACGGUAGACCGAAAAAGGAAAAUAUUGGUCGAUCAAAAACCCUCAAAAGAAUAUUGCAUCCACAUGGAGACAGGCAUAGUACAGAAGGAGAUGACAAAGAUCACCUCCAUCGUCAUCGACUGUUCAAGGAGCGCAUAAAAUCGAUUCGAAAACCAAACACCCAUACAAUCCAAUUUCCCGAAAGUCUGAGAAACGAGUCAGAUUCGGAUGAUAAUUUAGAUCCUGAAACUAGUGACCAGAGGAACAGAAAGAGUGAGAAACGAACUGUUGUUUUUAAUAGACCAUUGCCAAAAGAGUUGAAAGAUCCCGAAACUGGGCACCCAAUUACUGACUAUCCAAGAAACAAAAUUAGAACAACAAAGUAUACACCAUUAUCUUUCUUGCCUAAAAACAUUUUUAACCAAUUUUACCACAACAUUGCCAACAUUUAUUUCCUAGCAUUGAUCAUAUUGGGGGCUUUCCAAAUUUUCGGUGUCCCUUCACCGGUAUUAUCAGCAGUGCCAUUGAUUGUUAUUGUAAUCAUUACCGCCAUCAAGGAUGCCAUAGAAGACUCUAGAAGGACUAUCAGUGACCUGGAGGUAAAUAAUCAAUUCACGCACAUUUUAACCCAGGUUGGUAACAAUACUGACUAUCAUUACCAAAAUGUCAAUGUCAAUGAAGAAAAAGUAUCGGCAUGGAGAAAAUUCAAGAAAUGGAAUACAAAACAAAUGAUGAAGCUAUGGGGUGCAUCAAAACGAAACUUGACUAAAGAGGGUAGAGCAAACAAGGAACGGGAGAGGUAUAACCGAGAAAACAAUAUUGUUGAAGAAAACGUGCGAAACUCAUUUGAUAGUGACGUGGGCUCGCCAAGACCUUCGAUGGAUGCUAACCCAUUUUCAGAUCAAAUCCGUAAAUCAUUUCAGCAACAGCGCCAUGAAGCAAAUCAGCAUCAUCAAAAGAUUCUAAAGUUUGUCCGAAAAUAUUGGAAGGAUGUCAAAGUGGGGGAUAUAUUGCGUGUCUACAAUAACGAAGAGAUACCAGCAGACAUGGUUAUCUUGUCAACAAGUGAUGACGACAAUUGUUGUUUUGUUGAAACAAAAAAUCUUGAUGGUGAAACCAACUUGAAAGUGAAACAAGCCUUAAAGUACUCUUCUGUUAAUGAAAAAGUUGCUAAAGCCGAUGAUUUGAUGGAUCAUUCGUUCGAAGUUAACUCAGAAGGACCUCAUGCCAACUUGUACUCAUAUGAAGGUAACUUGCAAUAUGCUGCUAGAGACGGGCAAGAGUUGCAAGAAGCAAUCACAAUUAACAAUUUGCUUCUUCGUGGGUGUACAUUGAGAAACACAAAGUGGGCAAUUGGUAUUGUGGUGUUUACUGGAGCAGACACCAAGAUUAUGUUGAAUGCAGGUGUAACACCAACAAAGCAAUCACGUAUGUCUCGUGAGUUAAACUACUAUGUCUUGCUAAACUUUAUUUUCUUGUUUGUGAUUUGUUUCAUUUCCGGAUUAGUUAAUGGAAUAUACUAUCGGAAAACAAAUACGUCACGAGAUUAUUAUGAGUUUGGAACGAUUGCCGGAUCGCCAGCACUCAACGGGUUGGUGUCAUUCUUUGUGGCAUUGAUAUUGUACCAGUCGUUGGUUCCCAUUUCAUUAUACAUUACAAUCGAGAUUAUCAAGACUGCACAGGCCUGGUUUAUAUACUCAGAUGUGGGGAUGUAUUAUCCAAGAUUGGAUUUCCCAUGUACUCCCAAAUCGUGGUCAAUUAGUGAUGACUUGGGCCAAAUUGAGUACAUUUUUAGUGACAAGACCGGAACAUUGACGCAAAACGUUAUGGAGUUUAAGAAAUGUACAAUCAAUGGAGUCUCCUAUGGGUUGGCAUAUACUGAAGCCCUAGCUGGAUUGCGUAAAAGAAUGGGAGUCGAUGUCGAAUCAGAAAGUGCUCAUGAACGAGCCUUGAUUGAAAAGGAUAAAGUUGAAAUGAUUGAUAAAUUGCACGAGAUUCUGAAAAACACUACCUACGACGAUGAAGUUACAUUUGUGUCACUGAAAUUCAUUGAUGAUUUACGUGGAUUUCUGGGUCAACUACAGCAGCAAUGCGAUCACCAUUUCAUGUUGGCUUUGGCAUUGUGUCAUUCGGUGUUGACUGAGCAAAGCGAAAAGAAUCCUCACAAGUUGGUGUUGAAGGCACAAUCGCCAGAUGAAGCGGCAUUGGUGGGGACGGCACGUUCAUUAGGGUUCAAUUUCAAAGGAACUACCAAAAAGGGGUUUCUUGUUGAUGAGCAUGGCGUAACCAAAGAGUACCAAAUCUUGAAUACAUUGGAAUUCAAUUCGACUCGAAAAAGAAUGAGUUGUAUCGUGAAAAUCCCCGGCAAUGGACCCGAUGACGAACCGAAAGCGUUGUUGAUAUGUAAAGGUGCAGACUCCAUCAUCUAUGACCGAUUGUCAAAGAGCUACAAUGACCCAAAUAUGCUCGAGGCGACUGCCAAGCAUUUGGAGGAGUAUGCCACCGAGGGGUUGCGAACAUUGUGUAUUGCUGAAAGAGAAUUGACUUGGACGCAGUAUACCGAAUGGAAUAAACGUCACCAAAUGGCAGCUUCGGCAUUGGAGAACAGAGAGGACAAGAUGGAAGCCGUUGCUGACUCGAUUGAACGGGAGUUGAUUUUACUUGGUGGCACUGCUAUUGAGGAUCGUUUGCAGGAUGGUGUACCUGAUGCAAUUUCUCUUUUGGGUGAAGCCGGAAUCAAGUUGUGGGUCUUGACUGGUGACAAAGUUGAGACUGCCAUCAAUAUUGGGUUCUCAUGUAAUCUUUUGGGGAAUGAAAUGAAUUUACUUGUGAUUAAAACUGCGUAUUCGAAUGAAGAGUUGGAAAAAAUGGAAUUGAGUUUGGGUCAUGGAAAUGGUGAAUCACAAAUUAUUGACACUGUCAUUUCGCACUACUUGCGCACCUAUUUCGGAUCCUCUGGUUCAAUUGACGAAAAGGAGGCGGCGAUUGGUGACCAUACACCACCAGACGAGCGAUUUGGUGUCAUUAUCGAUGGAGAUGCGUUGAAGUUGGCAUUGCUUGACCCGGAUACCAAGCGCAAAUUUCUUCUUCUUUGUAAAAAGUGUCGUGCUGUUUUGUGUUGUCGUGUUUCACCAGCGCAAAAAGCCGCCGUGGUGAAGUUGGUCAAGGAUACAUUGGAUGUAAUGACGUUGGCUAUUGGAGAUGGGUCUAAUGACGUGGCCAUGAUCCAGGCUGCUGAUGUUGGUGUUGGUAUUGCUGGUGAAGAAGGUCGUCAAGCAGUCAUGUCGUCUGAUUAUGCGGUGGGGCAAUUUAGGUUCCUUGCUCGAUUAUUGUUGACACAUGGAAGAUGGUCAUACAAGAGGUUUAGUGAAAUGAUUCCUAGUUUCUUUUUCAAAAACAUUAUUUUCAACGUGGCCUUGUUUUGGUAUGGAAUCUAUUGUGAUUUCGAUGGAACAUAUCUUUUCGAAUUCACCUAUCUUAUGUUUUACAAUUUGGCAUUCACGUCAUUGCCGGUGAUCUUUUUGGGUAUAUUUGAUCAAGAUGUCGAUGCCAAAGUGUCGCUAUUGGUGCCACAAUUGUACAGAUCCGGAAUUUUGCGAACGGAAAUGAGUGAUUUGAAGUUUUACAUCUAUUGCCUUGAUGGUAUUUAUCAGUCGGCAAUCUCAUUCUUUUUCCCAUACUUGUUGUAUUUGGUUGCGUUCCCCACUUUUAAUGGAAAACCAAAUGAUCAUCGGUUCUGGAUGGGUAUUUUGGUGACUUGUAUUGCUUGUAUUUCAUGCAAUUGUUACAUUUUGUUUCACCAAUACCGCUGGGAUUGGUUAAGUUCGUUGAUUGUGGCUAUUUCCAUAUUGAUUAUAUUCAUUUGGACAGGAUUGUGGACCACCACAGUGUCUUCAAGUGGAGAGUUUUACAAGGCAGCACCACAAGUGUUUGGAAUGACGUCAUUUUGGGCAUGUAUGUUUAUUGGAAUCUUGUGUUGCUUGAUUCCGAGGUUUUUUUACGAUUUUGUUCAAAAAUUCUUUUGGCCUACUGAUGCCGAUAUCAUUCGUGAAUGUGUGCAGCGGGGUGAUUUUGCCGCGUAUCCUGAAGAUUACGAUCCUACUGAUCCCAAUCGACAAAAGAUUAGUUCUUAUUCGAGUAAUGCUGUCAAUCGAAUGAGUAUGAGUUCGAAAAGACAUCUGGGACAUGCCUCUGGUUCGCCCAAGGACCGUGCGACCUCUUCCUCGAAUGAAGAUUUGGCGCAUGCGAAUGCGAAUGUGAACGGGAACGGGAACGGGAACGGGAAUGGGUAUGGAUAUAACCGUGCCGAAGUGUUUGAUCAAAUCAGUGGUGAUGAUGGUCAGAUGUACAAGAAUCCACCAACACCUCCGCCUGGAGUUAUCAUGUCACCAAUUAGAAAGAGGGCACAAAAUACCAUGAGAAAUAUGUUUGGCAGACGAAGUAAUUCUGAUCCUUAUUUUGGCAAUGCCAAUCUUAAUGGCACACAGGAGUCAGUGAUAACGGAGGAGAUUCCAUUGGAUGAUUUUGACACCAAUAGUCCUCGGAAUAGGGCAAGAGUCAGUUUUGACCACAAUAACCGAGUCGUGACGCUGUGA
Messenger RNA from Lodderomyces theae, 5103 nucleotides. Its product is annotated as aminophospholipid-translocating P4-type ATPase. Lineage: Eukaryota; Fungi; Ascomycota; Pichiomycetes; Serinales; Debaryomycetaceae. Gene Ontology annotation, molecular function: ATP hydrolysis activity; magnesium ion binding; ATP binding. The record is from RefSeq and is a predicted model, not a curated record. Gene Ontology annotation, biological process: phospholipid translocation. Bases 1 to 5103 code for a protein of 1700 amino acids. The transcript has a single exon. Gene Ontology annotation, cellular component: plasma membrane.